Molecule: messenger RNA, 2114 nt
Organism: Gadus macrocephalus (Pacific cod)
Lineage: Eukaryota; Metazoa; Chordata; Actinopteri; Gadiformes; Gadidae
Gene: fgf19
Product: fibroblast growth factor 19
Exons: 3
Coding region: 126-746 (206 amino acids)
Biological process (GO): positive regulation of gene expression; fibroblast growth factor receptor signaling pathway; regulation of cell migration
Cellular component (GO): cytoplasm
Molecular function (GO): fibroblast growth factor receptor binding; growth factor activity
Source: RefSeq, a predicted model, not a curated record
AGAGGCUUAUUUAACAGAACCUGCGAGGCGACCCAGCUGCAGUCAGCAGAACGGGACUAUCUAUGAACCAUCAGCAUUAUUCACGGUCUUUACUCACUCAUUAAUAAAUCGUAGGUAGCACUAUCAUGGCAUUCGUAGUAUUCGUCGCGGUGUCUUUCGCUCACGUCCUCUUCACGGUCGGCGUGGUGUGCAGGCCCCUGGCGGACGCGGGCCCCUACCUGGAGCACGGCUGGGGCCAGGUGGUCCGGCUGAGGCACCUGUACGCCGCCCGCCGCGGCCUCCACCUGCUGAUCAGCGGGGAUGGGAGGGUGGGGGGCUCCACCGAGCAGACCCCCAACAGCCUCAUGGAGAUCCGGCCGGUGGACAGAGGAUGUGUCGUCAUAAAGGGAAUCGCUGCCUCUCACUUUCUCUGCAUCGUCCAUAAUGGGAGACUAUACUCAUCGCUGGUGUUCAUCAGGGACGACUGCACCUUCCGGGAGCAGAUCCUCCCAGACGGGUACAACGUCUACACCUCGGCCACGCACCACGCCCUGCUCAGCCUGGGGGGGCCCCGGGGCCCCGAGGGGGGCCUGCCCGCCCAGGCCCAGUUCCUCCCCAUGGUGAGCGCCCUGGAGCCGGGGCCCGUGGGGGGGCCGGGAGGGCCGGAGCCCAGGAGCCGGCCCCCGGAGCUGGAGCCAGUGGACCACCUGGAGGCCCUGGGGGCCCUCCCCCAGCUCAUCCACAGCCCUAGCUUCCAGAGGAGGUGACCCCCGCCAGGAGGUGACCCCCGCCAGGAGGUGACCCCCGCCAGGAGGUCCCAGGUGGGACGCCGUUCACUGGGUCGAGGGUCCGCCCGGCAGCAGCCACUGCUCUGGGCGGCGGACGUGCAGAACGGGCUCCCAGGGAUGGACGCCACGAUAUCAUCAUGGGUCAGGGGUCAGGGAGAUGGACGCCUGGAGUGUAGCGCCACCUGCUGCCCUGAGGGACUCCUGCCCCCCGGUCCAUCAGGGUCUACUGCCCCACAGUCCGUUAGGACCUACUGCCCCCCAUACUGCCCCCCGGUCCGUUGAGAACCAGGGGCAGACGACCGGAGACCAACGACGCCGUGGGGACGGACGGACGGACGGACGGUUCACCUUCCUCUGGCAAGAAACGACUGGGAAUAAAAAUGACUUCACUCCUGGCUACAGAGGUGUGUGUGUGUGUGUGUCGGUGCCAUAGACAGACGGCCUGUCAGGCCCUGUGAUUAAGGGCUACACGAAUGCAAUUGAUAUGAAUUGAAUUAGUUUAUACGAAACGUAACCCAAAUAGGAUGCGCUGUUGUGUUUAUUUAAAUCUAUGUUUACUAUGUAAAUGAUUGCGUAAUUGUGUCUGGGAGACUGUUUGUUUUCAGAUAAGCAUUAAUGUGUCCCAGCACAUUUGUAUUUUAUUAUUCGCCUAAGAUAUGAUAUGCAUAUUAUGUUAAUAAUACUAUAUACAUGUUAUGUAGGCUUUGUGUUAUUAUUUAUUUUAAUAUAAAUGUGUUUGUUAUACAGAUGCAUGUGCAUUCAUAUACAUGAAUAUGGACCGAGUUGUACUCAUUGUAGCCAAAGUGCAAGUUGUGUAACAAAUAUAUAAAAGACAACCAACGGCUCUUUCAGGUUAAUCUCCUUCUUGGCCGCUAAACGCCCCCCAGUUCAGUGUCGAUACGGACACGUGCUGCAUGGAUGCUGCUGCGAUCAGCUGAUAAAAGCGUGUGCAUGCCAACGCACAUUAACUGGUUUGACUUUUACAUCAAUAAACAGAACGGAUCUGUUUACAUCAGUGAACAGAUCCUUUUGAAUCCAGAACCAAAAGGAUCUGGAUCCAAACACACUCUCUCCAACAUGUGAGGCCCCUGUGCAACAAGCUGUCGUAAAGGUUAACGUCAGUGCUUCUCCCUAGUGGCGGAAACUAUUAUUUUUAAAUUUACCCAUUAUUUACCCAUGUUUAUCAUGUUAUCAGUCCUGGAAACGACCAUGAAGCUAUAGAUUUUAUUUUAUUUCAUACAUCAAUCAGUCCAUAUAGUGGUUUUUAGAAUGAUGCUCAUAACACUAAUUAUGCUAUCAGAAGUCACCAUCAAGCUGAAUAAUAAUAAUAAAUUCCUCUCUGGUAAA